AAGAAAAGUCAAAGGCACAGCAAUGAAGAUGCAACACUAUAAAAGGAAGGUCAAACUCUAAAUUUUCUCUUGUUGCCGGCGGCGAAACCUCCGGUUGGCCUUACAAACAACCAAUACCCACCACUCUGAGAUGAUCAGAUCAAUCAGAUACAGGAAGAAGCGGAAGUUGAAGAAAAACGUUCAAUUACCCCAAAACCCUUCAAUAAUUCCUGGUGAGCUUCCUGAAGAACUCAUCUUUUCUGAAAUCCUUCCAAGAUUACCGGUAAAUUCCUUAAACUGCUUCAAAUCCGUGUCAAAAACAUGGAAUUUUAUAUUAUCAUCCCCAAAUUUCAUCAAAUCCCAUCUCAAUUGCACAAAUUCAAACCCUUUUGUGCCCACUAAAUCUGUGUUCAUUAAAUCUGCAUAUGACUUUUACAUUCUUAAUUAUUCUGCAUAUGAUAGACUCACAGAUGAUAACUAUGGUCAAAAGGGUUUAAUUAAGACUAAAAUUCUCCAUUUUAGUGAUAAUUGCGUGAAUACUUUCUUGAUUGGUUCAUGUAAUGGGUUGAUUUGUUUUGGGCGUGGGACUGCGUUUAGUAAGUUUGGUUAUAACUUUCGUUUUUAUAAUCCGGUAACGGGUCGGGUUCUCUGUGUGUCUGAUCCUUUGGGGAAUUAUCAAGGGAGACUGAUUUGUGGGUUUGGGUUUGUUUCUUCUAAAGAUGAUUAUAUGUUGUUUGUUGGUGGUCUUCAGAGGAGGACUAGUGAGAAUUUUGUGUAUGUUUAUUCACUGAAGUCUAAUGAUUGGAGGAAAAUUGGGGAGUUUGGUGAAGAUGAGUUUUCGAUUUUCUUGGGUGGUAGAGGAGUAUUGGUCAAUGAGACAUUGCAUUGGGAUAAAACCCAAGUUCGAAGAUCGAAUGCUAAGAGUAUUUGUGGGUUUAAUUUGGUUGAUGAGAGCUUCAAGGAAGUGAUGAUGCCGAGGGUGUUUUGGGGUAAUGAUGAUCAUUUAUUGGAUUUCAAGGUGACUGAGAUGGGUGGGUGUUUGUGUGCUUGGGCUCAAGAUGUUUAUGGAGGGGCGGAAAUGUGGAUGUUGAUGCAAUAUGGGGUGUGGGAAUCUUGGACGAAACUUUUCAAAAUUGACUUGAUUCCAGGUUUGGAUAACUUCUAUGGAUGCUUAGAGAACGGGAAAGUUUUGGUUCAUACAAACAAUGGAAGUCUUUUGCUUGGUCAUCCAGAUCAAGGUCCGCGACAGUUAAUCUCGUUAGUGAAAGAUUUGGGUGAUAUUGAAGUAGUGAGUUACAUUCAGAGUCCUGUUUCUCCUUUCCUUUGAAUGUUCCUGAAUUGCUGAAAAUGAGACCAAGGACAAGUGAAGUGAUCGCCAUUGGAACGGUACAUUUGUCAUUUAUCAGUGAAUUUCUUUUUGUAUAGAUUUCAUCGAGUUGGUGCAUUUAACAUUUACCUCCUGAAUCGCGUUGUAAGUAGUAAUCAAAUAUGUAUGUAUGAUUGUUUAGUUCUACAUCAAGGUUGGAUUUUUCACA
Spinacia oleracea (spinach) is the source of this 1514-nucleotide messenger RNA. RefSeq names its product F-box protein At3g07870-like. Gene Ontology annotation, molecular function: protein binding. Lineage: Eukaryota; Viridiplantae; Streptophyta; Magnoliopsida; Caryophyllales; Amaranthaceae. Bases 131 to 1306 code for a protein of 391 amino acids. The record is from RefSeq and is a predicted model, not a curated record. The transcript has a single exon.